GUUACUAGACUAGACCUUCCUAGUGCCACAGUUUCCUCACUAGCGUUGACGGCAAGUUCCCCCGUUAAAAGCUGCUUGACGACUCUGGAACUCCAUGAAUUGAUCCAAGGUUAUUUAUUUGGUUAGAUAUAAUCCUUUCACCGCUCAUCACCGAUUUACCUACCUACCUACCUACCUACCUACGCUCUUCGCUAGGCGAAUGGACUCGGAGCUCGAAGCACAAUUUUCUAAAUUCUUCGCCUCGGUCAAGGACUUUUUCAGUUUCACCCGCAAAUUCGGACUGUUCACACAUAGCUUGCUAUCUCCGUGGAGAAUUGGAAUCUUAUGUCAGUAUCAAGUUUAUGGGGGACACCGUCUAGAUUAGUACUACUGCUCAUGAUACCGAUGGCCAACUCAACCUUUUCGACACCGCUGACAGAGCUCUUUGGUAUCCGCCAUCCGGUGAUGCUUGCUGGCAUGGACACCGCCGCAGGCCCUGAGCUAGCUGCUGCAGUGACCAACGCUGGCGGCAUAGGUAUCAUAGGCGGUGUCCUUCUCACUCCAUCCCUUCUCCGUUCAUCCAUACGCGCCCUGAAACUCCAUCUUCACGACCCCAAGGCUCCAUGGGGCGUUGAUCUUCUCAUACCCCAAGUUGGCGGAAACGCAAGGAAGACCAACGAAGACUACACCCGCGGACAGUUGGCCCAGCUUGUCGAGGUUAUCAUCAGUGAAGGCGCGAGGCUCUUUGUUUGCGCGGUGGGUGUCCCGCCGAGAUGGGCUGUGGAUCAGUUCCAUGAGGCGGGCAUACCUGUUAUGAAUAUGAUCGGUCAUCCAAAGCAUGUCCCGAAAGCCUUAGCGCAGGGUGUUGACAUCAUAUGCGCCCAAGGUGGAGAGGCGGGUGGACACACGGGAGACAUUCCGUUCAGUAUUCUCAUCCCAUCUGUUGUCGAUUUGUGUGGUAAAGCCAAGACUCUCAAGGGCGAUCCGGUCAUUGUCAUUGCAGCGGGCGGCAUUGCGGAUGGGAGAGGGUUGGCCGCCGCAUUGGUGUACGGUGCAUCUGGCGUCUGGGUCGGUACGCGCUUCCUCGCAUCCACCGAAGCUGAGGCAUCGCAGAUGCACAAAGACCUCGUUUUGAGCGCCGGAUAUGAUGAUGUCGGACCAACACUCAUCUAUUCUGGCCGACCGAUGUGUGUGAGAAGGACCAAGUAUGUUAAAGAGUGGGAGACCACCCGUCGGCAUGAACAGGAAGUCCUCCUCUCCCAGGGGAAGAUACCGUAUAAAAUCGAUCUGGAGGAACACCCUGAGAAGAGGGUGGAGAGUGCCCGCUGGGUCAUGGGAAAAGUAGCCGGCUCGAUACAUGAUAUCAAGCCGGCAAACGAUAUUGUCCAAGAAAUUGUUCGCACCGCGGCGGAACGACUGGAACGGUCCGCCGGGCGUGUGAGGACCAAGUUGUGAAAAGGCAGGAAAGGCAGACUCGGAGGAUCUUCUACAGUGGAACAGGAACGGGAUAGGGCAAGCUUACAGAGCAUUCUAUGUUUUAUCUUUCACAAUCAUACAGAUAUUGGUAUUUUUUCGUGAAUCUCAUCGUCAGGGACUGGUUCUCAUCAGAAAUGUAUGCACGCACCUUGACCAGGCUAGACUAUCGACGCAUUCUCGACUGAACGUCACCGUUAAGGGCUUCAGCGCUACCGCUCUGCCUCUGACUUAAACAGAAGCAAGACCGACCCCCUUCCCUCGAUUAGAACGGCCCGUUUUCCGAAUGACAAUAAUUCUGUCAGUGCCAGGGCCUUGAUUCGUACUCGAGUACUUGGGCACUUAUAUGGAUAGAUCGAUUGUCCUUGCCUUGACAAUUGUCAUCUACUACUAUAUAUAUAUACAUAA
Molecule: messenger RNA, 1860 nt
Organism: Guyanagaster necrorhizus
Lineage: Eukaryota; Fungi; Basidiomycota; Agaricomycetes; Agaricales; Physalacriaceae
Product: 2-nitropropane dioxygenase
Exons: 9
Coding region: 385-1434 (349 amino acids)
Molecular function (GO): nitronate monooxygenase activity
Source: RefSeq, a predicted model, not a curated record